AUUACUGGUUCCCAUAGCUAUAGGCAUAGUACUGUCCGCGGUGGCCACGAGCACGAGCAACCACGUUUUGAUCCCUUUCGUAAUGAGUGGGAUGAUAUAAGAGUCCUGCCCUCUGCCACUGGCGUUUCCACAAGUCUCUCAACAAGUCUUCGUGUAAGCUUCACCACCUGUACCGUUGCACGGGCGUGGACUCGCCCACGUCGCCGCGUAUAUUCAGCCCCGUCGAAGUCCCCAACCUUCGCAACCCGUUCGAAGCUUCCGUCUCUGGACAUGUCAGCGUCCAGGACGUCGUCUACUCGCCGUCGCACAGACACUCUCGACACAGGCGGCUCAGGAGCACCCUCUGCCUCCUCUGCGACAAACCCGCACUAUGGUCGUCAAAGAAGCAACUCCAACUCUACCUCGGUGUCCGCAGAAGGCCAUACGAUCCCUCCGGAUGAGAUUGCUUUUGCUCGUAGGGCGAGUCAUAACGCUGUGGAACGCCAACGCCGUGAUGCUCUCAACCUCAAGUAUCUGGCACUUGGCCAAGCUCUUCCAGCACUCGAAAACAUUCGCAGGCCCAGCAAAACCUCUAUCAUCAAUGAAGCGCUCGCGUUUGUCGUUAAAGCCCGAACCAUCAUGCGCGAGAACGAGGCAUUGAAGCGCGAGAAUGCGGAACUGAAAACGAAACUGGGCAUUACAGAGCCUCAACAAAAGACAACUGAUGAUACGGAAGUUACUGCCGAUGACAAGACUGUGAUCCCCCACGUUAGUGCCAGCGACGACGAAGCAAUCAUUGACGAAGAAGACGACAGCACACCCGAAUUGCCUCGCUCAACCAAUCCGUCCCAACUAUCGUCUUUGUCUUCGUCACUUCCAUCUUCCCGAUCAUUCUCAUUUUCCGAAUUCUAUCCAACGCCCGCGGCUCAGACUGUCGAGCCCGUCUACUUGACACGACAAGCACCAAUCAUUUCUUCUCACGGUAUGUUCGACGUCCUCCAAGGUCCCACCCCAGUGUCCUCAAGAAGCUCAGAAACCGGCGGAGACAGCGCAUCUCCUCGUCAACCUCCUUUGUAUAUUGUCGAACCUCAAAGGAAUUACCUGCCUCAAUUGCCUCAGCAAUACGCAGCACAUACCGAAGUCCCUUUGAGCACCCCGUUCGACAACGUGCAAUACACCGCAAGCCCUCACAUGGCAACGGCAAGCUCACCUAUGCCAUCGCCUACAUUUGGCAGGGGUCAACAUGGUCUUGGUCUUCUUAACCUUCCAACAGCUGGCGAUUAUGCUUCCUCUCGAGGUUCAAGCCGCGGUACCCUCACAGGUCCAGCAGCCCCAGUCAACACCGUCUUCGCUGCAGGCCCUGACCAUGGCCAAGCACCACAUAACGUCCUAAUAAAUUCCCAGUUCUACGACUUGAGUCCAGGAUAUCUUGUGGCGGAGGGUCAGAACAUCUUUUGGGCGAAUGAGACAGACCCUGCAGCGGCAUUGGAGGAUCUUGGUGACCAGGAUGCACAGAUGAUUCCGGUGGAACUGUUUCAGGCCAAUGAUUACUUUGCGAGUGAGUUUGGAUCGGGGCCAGGUGGAACUGGCGAGUGAGUAAGGAUGGCGAAGUGAUAUGGUU
Messenger RNA from Saitoella complicata NRRL Y-17804, 1600 nucleotides. RefSeq lists its product as uncharacterized. Gene Ontology annotation, biological process: positive regulation of transcription by RNA polymerase II. The transcript is spliced from 2 exons. Lineage: Eukaryota; Fungi; Ascomycota; Saitoellomycetes; Saitoellales; Saitoellaceae. The record is from RefSeq and is a predicted model, not a curated record. Bases 271 to 1575 code for a protein of 434 amino acids. Gene Ontology annotation, molecular function: DNA-binding transcription factor activity; protein dimerization activity. Gene Ontology annotation, cellular component: RNA polymerase II transcription regulator complex.